GAUGGCAAUGCCAGGACCGGGGUGGUGACUCCCCCCCCGGGUCAGCCCCAUCGAGCCGGUGGCCACAGGGAGGGGGGAGAUGGCCAAGCGGCUGCUGGUGGCCUACGGGCUGUGGGCUCUGGGGGGGCCGCUGGGGCUGCACCACCUUUACCUGGGCCGGGACAGCCACGCUCUGCUCUGGAUGCUGACGCUGGGCGGGUUCGGUGCUGCCUGGCUCUGGGAUUUCUGGCACAUCCCCGGCUGGGUCGCCACCGCCAACGGGACCCAAGUGCCCGGGGACCGCGGGGGGACCCCGCCGGCCCUCAGCCCCCUGCGCCUGCUGGGGGAGGUGGCGGUGGGGACGUAUUUCGGGUUGGUGGCAGCGCUGGGGAUGCCCGGGGUGCCGGGGCUGCUGGCUCAGCCUCUGGCCGUGGGGCUGGGGGUGCAGUUGGUGGCUUCGGUGGGGGACCAGACGACGGAGGUGCCCAGCACCCUGGCCGCAUCCUUCCUCGCCUCCGUCCUCUUCCAGGGCCGGGUGCUGGCGGUGCUGCCCUCCAGCCUGGCCGCUUCCCUGGCCGCCCAGAGGCACCGGCGUUACAAACACCGGGAAACGUCCCGGCCCCGGCUGGCAGCCCGGCUCUACCACCUGGCCUUGGCUUGCUUGGUUUUCGCCACCCCCUUCGCCUGCCGCGGGCUCCGCGGUGCUGCCGGGGUGCUGGGGAUCCUCCUGUCCCUGCCCCGAGCUGCCACCGAGCUCCUGGUCCUGCCCCUCCGCGCCGGGUGGCUCCUGGCAGAGGGGCUGGGAAUGGCCGGAGGAUCCGGGGGCAGGGGGGGAGGAGAUGGAUUCGAGAGGAGCAGCCGGAGCGAGAGGCAGCAGUGGGCGUACGAGGUCCUGGGUCUCCCGUUGGGCUCCUCUCCCGAGGACGUGCACCGGAGCUACCGGGAGCUGGUGAAGCUUUGGCACCCGGACCACAACCGGGAGCGGGCAGAGGAGGCCGAGAGGCGUUUCAUCGAGCUGCAGGAAGCCUACGAGGAGCUGGUGGGGCCCAGGAGAGCGGCGGCAGCAGGGUGACAGCGAUGGUGACAGCGAUGGUGACAGUGAUGGUGACAGUGAUGGUGACACCGCCGGCAGCCCACGCAGUGCUGGGAGCCAGAGCCACGGGGGGGUUGUUUGGAAACACGAGGAUUUCCCUCUC
This is a messenger RNA of Calypte anna (Anna's hummingbird), 1175 nucleotides long. RefSeq names its product DnaJ heat shock protein family (Hsp40) member C22 (gene DNAJC22). Gene Ontology annotation, biological process: endocytosis. The record is from RefSeq and is a predicted model, not a curated record. NCBI's taxonomy places the organism in Eukaryota, Metazoa, Chordata, Aves, Apodiformes, Trochilidae. Gene Ontology annotation, cellular component: plasma membrane; early endosome.